UAGUGUGCACCACGUUUAUGGCAGGAUUAUCGCACCGAAUUAUUCACAAUCAUAUCAUUUACUGCUUUAUGUUUUCCUUAGAAAACCAUUGAAAGCUGGCAUUUUCUUAAUUUGAAUAAGCCUACUGAAAACGGGAAUUUCUGCAGCCCAGAAGCGAAAAUAUCCGGCACCGCCCUUCUUUUUCAGUCCUUCACUUGUUUUCAUUAUAUGACACUGAACUGAUUCCAGCGCAGUGAGAAAAAGCCUGUACUCAGGUCUGUACAUCUGUACACAAGGCUCCAUUAUUUCACUUAUCUCCAAGUACUUCAGGUUUUCUGUUAAGAAGCUCCAGUUCUGAAUCAUGCCGUGCACACAAAGGUUGGUGGCCAACACACAGGGAAUUUCUGGUAAAAAAAAUAAGGUGCCAAAUAAUCCACAGCAAAGAAUCCACAUCAGCACAAAUGAUAUUCUCUUCUCCAGUCUCCCAUCCAAACGGAUUGUUCUUCUGGGAAAAACUGGUGUUGGAAAAAGUGCAGUUGGAAACAUAAUCCUGGGACAGAAAGUGUUCAAAUCUAAGAUGAGAAUGAAUGCAGUGACCAAAAUAUGUUCAGAAGCUCACGCCACUGUUUCGGGCCAAUCAGUGUCUGUAGUAGAUGGUCCUGGAUUUUUUGACACACAGAUGAGGCAUGAAGAGUUAAUAACAGAGAUAGCGAGAAGUGUUUAUUUAUCCAGUCCUGGGCCUCACGCUUUUCUCAUUGUGUUUCCUGUGAAUAUAAGAUUCACUGAUCAGGAGUUGCAGAUUCUUCAGAUGAUUGAGCUCAUGUUUGGAGAAGAAGUAUUAAAAUACUCCAUCAUUCUCUUCACUCAUGGAGAUCAGCUGGAAGAAGAGCCUGUAGAGGAACUCAUUAAAGAGAACUGUAGAGUUAGACGUCUAGUAGAUCAGUGUGGAGGAAGAUAUCAGGUGUUCAACAAUAAAGAUCUGAAUAACAAAGAGCAGGUGAACAAUCUGCUGCAGAAGAUUGACUCAAUGAUAGAGCAGAAUGGAGGAGGACACUACAGUAAUCAGAUGUUUAAAGAUGCUCACAGAUUCAGACGAGAGGAAAAUGAGAGGCAAAGACAAGAAAAUGAACGAAGACAGAGGGAGAUUGACGAAGUGAGAAGAAGGACAGAGCAGAGAAUCAGAGCAGAAUAUGAAGAUCAGCCAAGGGGAUUUCAGCAGUUUUUAUCUCAUUAUAAGAGUCAUAUUUUAGCAGCAGCUAUUGCAGCUGGUUUUGUAGUUGGUGGUGCAGUUGGUGGAGCUGCUGUUUAUGGAAUUGUUGGUGGAGCUCUAGGUGGAGGAGCAGCUGGAGCUAUAGUAGGUGGAGCUCAAACUGUAACUGUAACUGGAGUUGUUGCUGGAGCUGCUGUUGGUGGAGCUGUUGGUGGAGCUGUUGGUGGAGUUGUAGUUGGCGCAGCUGCUGCUGCCAGUGUUGGAGCUGUGGCUAAAGCUGUAGGUGUUGGAGUAGUUGGUGGAGCUGCUGUUGGUGGAGCUACUGGUGGAGCUUCGAGUGGGUCUGUUAAAGGAGCUGUUGCAGGUGCUCUUGCUGGAGCCGUUGCUGGUGGAGCUGUUGUGGGUGGAGCUGCUGCUGGUGCAGCAUUUAGUGGAGUUGUUGGUGGAGCUGUUGUUGGUGGAGCUGUUGUUGGUGGAGCUGCUGCUGGUGCAGCACUUAGUGGAGUUGUUGGUGGAGCCGUUGUUGAUGGAGCUGUUGUUGGUGGAGCUGUUGUUGUUGGUGGAGCUGUUGUUGGUGCAGCUGCUGCUGGUGCAGCACUUAGUGGAGUUGUUGGUAGAGCUGUUGCUGGUGGAGAUGCUGGUGUAUUUGAUGGUGGAGCUGUUAGUAAAGAUUUAGCUGCAGCUAUCGUUGCUAGAGAACUUACUGUUGGAGCUGUUCUUGAAGAAUCACUUCUGGGUGGAGAUGCUGGAGCAGAUAGUAGAUAUGCUAGUAGCACUGACAGAGCUGCUGUUAAACGCAAGGUCAAUGUAAUUAAUUAUUUCACAUAAAUACACAUAUCAUUACUAAAUGUUAACUAAGAUAAUGGGAUUUGGCAGUUAGUUUUAUUUAAUUUAAUUUUAUUUUAUUUUUAUGCAUUCUACUUUAUACUUCCCUAAUAAAAUGUUUUCUGAAUUUUCACUUAACAAACAUUAACAGGAAUUUAACAUCUUUUUUGUGUCUUCUGACUCAAAUUUGCCAUAUUUUUACAACCGCACCAGCUGUCUAAAAUGAACACUAGAGGGUUAAUCAGCUAUAAACAGAGGAGACAUCUGUUGUAUGGACUGCAAUAUAUGAUUUGAAACUUAUUACACUAUUAAACAUUUUAGUUGUCUUCAACGUUUAUUGUUACCAAUAUGUUUUUGAAUGUAUUUCAGCAUCAUACAAUGUUUCUUGGGCGUCUGAACAAAAUUCUUGCUGGUAAAAUGUGAUAUUUAUUGGUUCUGUUCUUUUUUAUUUUACUAUCUUCACAAUAAAUAUGAACAGUCUUCUAACUGUUA
Messenger RNA from Puntigrus tetrazona (Sumatra barb), 2506 nucleotides. RefSeq names its product keratin, type II cytoskeletal 1-like. Gene Ontology annotation, molecular function: GTP binding. The record is from RefSeq and is a predicted model, not a curated record. The coding region runs from base 341 to 2017 and encodes 558 amino acids. NCBI's taxonomy places the organism in Eukaryota, Metazoa, Chordata, Actinopteri, Cypriniformes, Cyprinidae. The transcript has 3 exons.